GAGCUCCCUGCUGUUAUUCAAGCUUUGAGUUCUCACGGAAGCAUUUUCAAAGGAGAAGAAAGUUCAAAUCCUUCGAAAAAAUAUCAAAAUUUAGACAAACCAGUCCCUUUGAAAGCAAAUAGCAAGGGGAAAGGUUCUUUACAAGAGCCAGAUGAUUCAACUCCUGAGGUUAUUAGCAUUAAGAGUGGUGACUACUGCGAAGAAGAGGCACAUUCUUCGUUCUCGGGUGCUAGUCAUCCUCCGGAACCAAUAGACAUGGAUUUGAUGAAGACGGUUUAUGUAGCAAUCGACCAGAACAAAUGCGAAGAGAAGUGUUUGAUUAAAAGCCUGCCUGUUAGAGGCCUUCCAAUUAGGGUUUCGGGUUUGAAAUCACAUGCGGUUGAAGAGAAUGUUGAAUCGAGCACGCCGCCUUCUCCCUUUAGUGCAGAGCCUGCAUAUUUACCUCAGGAUUCUGAGGAGAAGGAGAUAUUGUGGGACGCUUCACUACCUCCCAGUGGCAAUGUAAGCCCUCACAGUAGCAUUGACAGUAGUGGAGUCGCAACUACUAUGAGUAUUGUGAAUAGCUGUACAAAUACAUAUCGAAGUGAUGGAAUGAUCAGUGAAAGAACUUGUGAGAGUGGUAAGGCAAGUGUUAGAGGGGAUUCACUUGAGAGUGCAAGAACAAGCGUAAGCAGAGCAAGCGACAGCAGUGGCCUCAGUGAUGAUAGUAAUUGGAGCAAUGUGACCGGGAGCGCUAACAAGCCUCACAAGGGGAAUGAUCCUAGAUGGAAGGCUAUUCUUGCUGUUAGGGCUCGGAAUGGUAUAUUGGGUAUGAGCCAUUUUAGGUUGCUUAGACGGUUGGGAUGUGGCGAUAUUGGUAGUGUUUACUUGUCAGAACUGAGUGGAACGAGGUGCUUCUUUGCUAUGAAAGUGAUGGACAAAGCAUCACUGGCGAGCAGGAAGAAGCUCACAAGGGCUCAAACUGAGAGGGAGAUUCUUCAGCUUCUGGAUCAUCCAUUCCUUCCUACUUUGUAUACUCAUUUUGAUACUGAUAGAUUUUCCUGUUUAGUUAUGGAGUUCUGUCCGGGUGGUGAUUUGCACACUUUGAGACAGCGCCAGCCAGGGAAAUACUUUUCGGAGUACGCCGCAAGAUUUUACGCGGCAGAAGUCCUAUUGGCUUUAGAGUACCUGCACAUGCUCGGAGUUGUCUACAGAGACCUCAAACCUGAAAAUGUUCUUGUCCGUGACGAUGGUCACAUAAUGCUAUCGGACUUUGAUCUCUCACUAAGAUGUGCAGUAUCACCAACCCUAAUAAAGUCCUCAUCGCUCGACUCUGACCCUUCUAAACGAUCAAUAGGUGCAUUCUGUGUCCAACCUGCGUGUAUCAAUCCUUCAUCUGCGUGUAUCCAACCCGCAUGCUUCAUGCCUAGGUUGUUCUCUCAAAAAAACAAGAAAACUUCAAGAAAACCUAGACCCGAGCCCACUCAACACUCUACCACCCUACCUGAGCUCGUGGCUGAACCCACAAGUGCUCGUUCCAUGUCCUUCGUAGGAACUCACGAAUACCUCGCGCCCGAGAUAAUAAAAGGCGAAGGCCACGGGAGCGCUGUAGACUGGUGGACCUUCGGGAUUUUCCUCCACGAGCUUUUGUACGGGAAAACCCCAUUCAAGGGGUCAGGCAACCGGGCGACGCUGUUCAAUGUGGUUGGGCAGCAGCUUAGGUUUCCGGAAUCUCCUGCGACGAGCUAUUCAAGCAGGGAUCUGAUCAGGGGUCUGCUGGUCAAGGAGCCUCAGCAUCGGUUGGGGGUGAAGAGGGGAGCGACGGAGAUCAAGCAGCAUCCCUUCUUUGAAGGGGUGAACUGGGCGCUGAUACGGUGUAGUACACCGCCGGAGGUGCCGAGGCCGGUGGAGGCCGAGAUUCCGAUGAGAGGAGGAGGAGGAGGAGGAGGAGGAGAAAAUGGUGGGAGUAGCAGUAAGAGGAUGGGAGGGGGUGACGUGAAGUCUGGAGGCAAGUACCUGGACUUUGAGUUCUUCUGAUGACAGUUGGGAUUUGGGAGGUUUUGUGGUAUUAGCAUGUAUUGUUGUAAGUGAGAUGAGAGUUGCUGUAAUUGAUUCUGUGUUUGUAUACUCUUCAUAUUAUCAAGGGAAAAUCUUCUUUUAACCCAAA
Molecule: messenger RNA, 2146 nt
Organism: Asparagus officinalis (garden asparagus)
Lineage: Eukaryota; Viridiplantae; Streptophyta; Magnoliopsida; Asparagales; Asparagaceae
Product: serine/threonine-protein kinase D6PKL2-like
Exons: 2
Biological process (GO): protein phosphorylation
Cellular component (GO): cytoplasm; nucleus; plasma membrane
Molecular function (GO): protein serine/threonine kinase activity; ATP binding
Source: RefSeq, a predicted model, not a curated record